GACGAGCACUACAACCACGACGACAACAACCAUCUCUCUCACGGAUGUUACAAUUCCUACCGGGAGACCUACUACGAUGGAUUUAUCUGUCCCCCAAACUGUUCAGUAUCCCUCCUCCACUGUUAGAAGUUCAACAAACGAUUUCAAAACAACUUCAACCAGAACUUGUAGUGGAGAAAUUCUUCUUUCAAAAAUGGAUACGUUAAAUGCAGUUCCACUUCUAAAGUUUGAUCCAAACGCCACAUUCAAAACAGAUGAUAGGGUUUUGUAUGAAUGUGCAAAUGGUUAUAGGUUUAUGAAUGGACCUUUGGAACACGUAUGUGGAAAUGACGGUGCCUGGAAGGGGGCAUUACCUUAUUGUAAAAGAUGCAGAUGUCCAUGUAGCCGAAUGAAGAACCAGGUUAUCAUAAAAACACAAGAAGAACUUCAAAAUAAAAUAAACGUCAUGACAGAAAAGCUUAAAGUGAAGAAGUCAGAUUUAACCAGUGUGAAGAGUAGGAAAACUUCGGCUCCCGAUCCUCGCCCCUCCUCAAAAGCUGUGGGAUCUCUUAUUGGUAUAGGAAUCCUUGUAUUCAUUUUUGCCGUGAUAAUCAUUUCAGAUUUUCCUCUAUUAUACACACAUAUCAAAUAUGGACCUUACCAUGGAAGAUAA
Saccostrea cuccullata (small rock oyster) is the source of this 652-nucleotide messenger RNA. RefSeq lists its product as uncharacterized. The record is from RefSeq and is a predicted model, not a curated record. Lineage: Eukaryota; Metazoa; Mollusca; Bivalvia; Ostreida; Ostreidae. Bases 77 to 652 code for a protein of 191 amino acids. The transcript is spliced from 2 exons.